CCUCCAUUUUUUUUUACAUUUCGGCAAGUGGGAUGAUGAAGCUGUGUCAGCUGUUUUGAUCUGGUUACGUAACACCACUCCUUCCUCAUCCUUGCAUGUAGCGUGAGUGAAUUAUCACUUUCUGACUUGAUCCUCUCGCUAUGAACAACCACCCAUCAUGCCUGCUAAGAGAAAAUUAAGCACAAGAUCGUACGAUGAGAAGUACGAAAUUAUCAAGUUUGUCGACGAAAACCCAAAUAUGAAGAGGAAAGAUGUCGCACUUAAGUUUAACUUAAAGCCAAACACACCGUCAGAUAUUCUAAAGUGCAAAGAGAAAAUUAUCGAGGCAGUGGAAACCCCGAAGGAUGCCCGAAAAGGGAACUUAAAGAGAAGGAAGACAAUAACAUUUGAUGAUGUUGAUGCCGCACUUCUCUUAUGGUUUCGCCAAAAGGAAUCUCAGCCAGACUUGCGCUUGGAUGGGGAAAUGCUUCUCACUAAGGCCAAGCAUUUUGCAGAACAAUUUGGGCAUGACGCUCCUCUUACGAUGAGCUGGGUGGAACGUUUCAAGAAACGGCAUGGUAUUGGACGCAUCAGUAAGGCAGGGGAGGCUGCUGGAGUGAAUGAAAAACUUGUGAGUGAAUGGAAGGAGGGAGGACUCAAGGAUAUUUUGACUCGCUUUGCCCCUGCUGACAUCUACAAUGCUGAUGAAACAGGCAUCUUCUGGCAGAUGUUGCCGGAAAAAUCACUAGGAUUCACUGGUACGUCUUACCAUGGCAGCAAGCAGUCUAAAACACGUAUCACCGCCCUUGUGUGUGCCAAUAUGGACGGAAGUGAUAAGAUGCCGUUGUUAGUAAUAGGAAAGAGCAAGAGGCCUCGAGCAUUCAAAAAUGUCAAAACACUACCAGUCGAAUAUGAGGCAAACAAGAAAGCAUGGAUGAACAGCAGUCUCUUUGAAAGUUGGCUGCGAAAACUUGACAAGAUGGGAAGGCAGAGCAGGAAGAUUGCCAUGGUUGUUGACAACUGCCCGGCCCACCCUAACAUCACACUGGAAAAUAUUGAACUUGUGUUUCUGCCCCCCAACACAACCAGUGUGACACAGCCAAUGGAUGGAGGAAUCAUCCGGAAUCUGAAACUCCACUAUCGACAUAUCCUGGCGUCACGACGACUCGCGGCAGCAGAAAUGAACCCGCCAUUUAAAUGGGAUCUCCUUGACGCAAUUCUUGCCUUGAAAGCUGCCUGGGCUAAGGUGACCCCCGCCACAAUCGCAAACAUCUACCAAAGCGUGGGAUUUGUGCGUUUGGAUGUUGAGGAUGGUGAUCAGGUCUCGGAUGAUGAAGCUCCCCAUGAACGUGCCCAUGAGGAUCCGGCCCAUGAAGCUCCCCAUGAAGCUACCCAUGAGGAUCCGGCCCAUGAAGCUCCCAUCCCAUUCCCAAUCCACGUGAGACUAACAGGGAGUUCAGGAACAUCUUGGAUCGCCUAA
Lytechinus variegatus (green sea urchin) is the source of this 1459-nucleotide messenger RNA. RefSeq names its product tigger transposable element-derived protein 4-like. Gene Ontology annotation, molecular function: DNA binding. Bases 158 to 1459 code for a protein of 433 amino acids. Gene Ontology annotation, cellular component: nucleus. The transcript has a single exon. NCBI's taxonomy places the organism in Eukaryota, Metazoa, Echinodermata, Echinoidea, Temnopleuroida, Toxopneustidae. The record is from RefSeq and is a predicted model, not a curated record.